UUUUGUGGUCAUUUGAUGGGCAAUAAAGCAGAGUUCUGUUCAUAUAUUUUACUAAAUUAAACAAACAACUGAGUUUAUUAAGUUGUAGUGAUGCUCUUCAUCUGUUUUAAGUCUUGUUAUGCUAUCCAAGUCAUGCUAAUGUAGAGUCCAUACCCCAUUUUACCUCGACAUCUUUAACUGAUCACCAUUUUACUACCAAAUAAGAUUACUGGAUGAAUUUUUUUGCAUCUGAUUGCUCGAAAACUGUAGUAUAGUGAAAAUAAAAAUUGGCACAGUUUGUUGAGGCUGAAUCUUUUUGUCUGCUGUCCACCUGGAGUCAAUGUGGAUUGUGACCAGGCCGAUAAGGAUGUCCUCCGAGGAGAGUUCAUCUUCACAUUUUGUCUGCUAAAUGAAAUAAACGCUUUGACAUCCAUGUUAUGUUGAUGGAGGAGGAAGAGAGCUCGUGCUAAACAUUUAAUAAAGCAGCUUAAGAGCAUAAUUAAACAUGAGGAAAAUGUUAAAACAUGACAGCACACAAGUUUAGAUGUGAAAAUUGGUCUUUAGCCUGCUGUCCUCUGUUCAGAUAAGAAUGAACAAACGAGUCCUUCUGUUUUUACCUCACUGUAGCACCAAAAAGCCACUGAUGUGAAACAAUUACUUUCCCAUAGUUUUGAAACAACAGACUUGACAUUAUGUGAUCAUUAGGUUAUGUGAUUGCCACUGAGCAGACUGAAAGUCAUGGUUUGACAGUUCUGAACUUCCUUCAGCGGCCAGAUGACAUGUCAUGUUAUCGUACUGCGGCCUCAGAGAGCAGAACCGAGGUUCUUCGCAGCUGGUUUCAUUCUGAAUCAUUCACAGUUAGCUUGAAAGAAAGAAGAUUUCACAACACUGGCAAAUCCAAACAUGAAAAUCACAGCUUCUCAUUUUCUGUAGCCACACUGGAAAUUUGUCAAACCACUGUGAUCCCCAAUAAAAGGCCGCUCCAUUCAGACGUCGUCUCACUCGAGGAAACUACUGAGAUGAUACGCAAGGUACUGCAAGUUCACUUCUCACGCUUUAGACUUGAUGAAGGCUCCUGUUGCAAAGUGUUUAAUCGAUGACGUUUAAUUCCGUGUCCCAGUCUGACUGAGUCCUCAGCGGAGGUACGUCCUGUGCUGCCUCACGGUUUGGGACUGACCUGGCUCUGUUUCGCCUCUGCAGGCAGGAGCAAAAGGAUGAUGCUGGACACCCUGGGUGUCGGACUGUUGGGAACCAGGACAGCUGUCUUCAAAACAGCUCUUCAGUACAGCCAGCUGUUCACAUCAGAGGAGAGAAGCAGCGUUUGGGGGAAAUCAGACUCAGUCCUGCCUCCUCCUUAUGCUGCAUUCGUCAACGGCAUCGCAGUCCACUCCAUGGACUUCGACGACACGUGGCACCCUGCCACCCACCCCUCCGGAGCCGUGCUGCCGGCGCUGCUGGCCCUGGCCGACACGCUGCCCGCCCCGCCCUCCGGCCUGGACCUGCUGCUGGCCUUCAACGUGGGCGUGGAGGUGCAGGGCAGACUGAUGAGGUUCUCCAGAGAGGCCUACAACAUCCCCCAGAGGUUUCACCCUCCCAGUGUGGUCGGUGUGAUGGGGAGCGCGGCGGCCUCGGCGAAGCUCCUGGGUUUGUCCCCCGAGCAGUGCAGCCACGCUCUGGCCAUCGCGGCCUCCUCUGCCGGGGCGCCCUUGGCCAACGCGGCCACACAGACCAAACCUCUGCACGUGGGGAACGCCGCCCGCAGAGGCCUGGAGGCCGUCCGGCUGGCCCAGACCGGCCUGCAGGGGAACCCGGCCAUCCUGGACCUGGACUGCGGGUUUGGGGUUUAUUACACUGACUACUGUCCUGCAGCAUUGGCAGAGGCGGGCUCUGGCUCUGGCUCUGGCUCUGGCUCCUUCAGAUGGAUUCUGGAAGACCAGGACGUGGCCUUCAAGCGCAUCCCCGCUCACCUGGCCAUGCACUGGGCCGUGGACGCGGCUCUGGAAGCCCGAGCGCUGCUUCAGAGUGCAGCAGGGACCUUCGACCUGAGCCAGAUCCGACGCGUCACGCUCCGAGUCCCUCCGUCCAGGUACAUAAACCUCCCCUCGCCCGCCACCGAGCACCAAGCCAGGCACUCCUUCCAGUUCAACGCCUGCUCCGCUCUGCUGGACGGCGGAGUGACGGUUUCCUCCUUCGGCGAGGCCGAGAUCCAGCGGCCUGCCCUGAGGGAGCUGCUGUCCAGAGUCAGCAUGGAGACGCCCCAAGACAACCGGCCCAGCUUCGAUGAAAUGUACUGCGAGGUGGAGAUUCACACACAGGACGGGCGGAGCUACGCCGCCAGGUGCGAUACCUUCUACGGCCACUGGAGGAAGCCCCUGAGCCAGCAGCACCUGGAGGAGAAAUUCAGAGGAAACGCUGCGGCGGUGCUGCUGCCGGAGGCGGUGGACGGCCUGGUCGACCUGAUCGGAGACGUGGAGACGGUCCGACACGUCUCCAGACUGGCUUCAUAUGUGAGAAUGACGAGAGACUCGCAGCAGCAGUUUAAACCCUCCAAGACUUCCAUGAGAGUCUGACUGAUGAAGCCCUGCUGGGAAUGAUGAGCGAAUGACUGCAGCACCGCUCUGUUUGUGUCUUUCUGUGGCUGUAAAACAAAGAAAACUGCAAAAACAAAUGUUUUCCUCAUUUUAUUUAAAUAUUGUGCACAAUACAAUCAACCGACCCUGUAUUAACUUUAAAUGAAGCCACUGUGGCAGAAUGUAAUCCACUAAGCGCUUUCGUCUGAUGCUAUUCAACGAAAAAAUAAAUCAGACGUUGCAUCGAUCAGAUCUACCAGAUUUCAGUAUCUGUGAGUGUUUUUUAUUAAUACGUUCAAAU
Molecule: messenger RNA, 2850 nt
Organism: Salarias fasciatus (jewelled blenny)
Lineage: Eukaryota; Metazoa; Chordata; Actinopteri; Blenniiformes; Blenniidae
Gene: acod1
Product: aconitate decarboxylase 1
Exons: 5
Coding region: 1194-2549 (451 amino acids)
Biological process (GO): defense response
Cellular component (GO): mitochondrion
Molecular function (GO): aconitate decarboxylase activity
Source: RefSeq, a predicted model, not a curated record